CCCGGGGCGCCCCGGGCUUCGGGUCCCGGCUGCCGGCUGCCUGCGGGGCACAGCGGGGCUGAGCGCCUGCGGGGCGGCCAUGGGGUCGGCGCUGCUGCCGGCGCUGCUGCUGCUGGUCGGGGCGCUGCGCGGGGCCGCCGGCGUGCAGCUGCUGCACGAACAGCACGGCGCGUACCGAGGGCCCGGCGGCAGCUACUUCGGCUUUGCGCUGGACUUUCACGUGGAAGGGGGAAGGGUCGGAGUGGCCGUGGGCGCCCCGCGUGCCAACACCUCGCAGCCCAACGUCACCGAACCUGGAGCCGUUUUCCUCUGCUCGUGGCCACCGGGGCCGGCAGCGUGUCAGCUCGUGUCCUUCGACAGCGCUGGGGACGAACAGGAGCUCAGCGCCGGCACGCAGCUGCAGGUUCACAAAUCGCGGCAGUGGUUCGGGGCGUCGCUGCUGAGCCACGGCGGCGCGCUGCUGGCCUGCGCCCCGCUGCAGCACUGGAACGCCGUGCGCGGGCACAGAGAGGCGUUCCGCACCCCGGUGGGCGCGUGCUACGUGAGCGGCGCGGGGCGGCGCGGCCUGGCCUGGAUCUCGCCGUGCCGAGACGUGCGCAUGGCCGCCUCGUACCGGGACACGCAGUACGUGCUCGACCAGCGCUACUGCGAGCUCGGCUUCAGCGCCGCCGUCACCGCGGACGGAACGCUGGCGCUGGGGGCUCCAGGGGGGUAUUACUUCCGGGGGCUGCUGUUCGUGGUGGAGCUCUCCUCCAUCCUCUCCCGUUUCCCCAACUCCUCGCUGCUGUGGCCUCACAGCCCCGGCCGCCCCACAGCCGAGCCGGCGGAUCCCGACUCCACCGACGGCUACCGGGGCUACACCGUGGCCGUGGGAGAGUUGGACGGCGACCCCAAAACCAAAGAGUUCGUGGUGGGGGUCCCCAAUAAGGGCAGCACCAGGGGCGAGGUGGAGAUCUUCAGUGCGGGGCUGGCGCUGCGCCGCGUGCAUGGCAUCCCCAGUGAGCAGGUGGCCUCCUACUUUGGGCACACUGUGGCCGUGGCCGAUGUCAACGGGGACGGGAGGGACGACGUGCUGGUGGGAGCCCCGCUGUUCGUGGAGCGGAGCGCGGACGGGAAGCAGCGCGAGGUGGGGCGGCUCUACGUCUACCUGGGCGGCUCCCGGCGCCCGUGGGAGCGGCGCCCCCAGACCCUGACGGGCACGGAGCCCUACGGCCGCUUCGCCGCCGCCAUCGCCCCGCUGGGGGACCUGGACCUCGACGGCUGCGGCGACGUGGCGGUUGGCGCCCCAUACGGCGGUGACGAUGGCAGCGGGGCGGUGCUCAUCUUCCGGGGGCAGCGGGAGGGGCUCAGCCCGACCCCAGCGCAGCGCCUCAGCAGCCCCUUCCCCGGCCCUGCCGCCUUCGGCUUCGCGCUCCGUGGUGGCACCGACAUCGACGGCAACGGGUACCCAGAUCUGCUGGUCGGUGCUUUUGGGGUCUCCAUGGUGGCUGUGUACAGGGCGCAGCCGGUGGUGGUGGCCCAGGCGCAGCUGAGCGUCCCCAGCGGGCUGAACCCAGGGGUGACAGAGUGCGACCUGCCGGGGAGUGACAGCCGUGUCACCUGCUUCGAGGCGCAGCUCUGUGUCUCCGUGUCGGGACGCCGCAUCCCUCGCAGCAUCCGGCUGGUGGCAGAGCUGCAGCUGGACCGCCUGAAGCAGAGGGGACACCGCAGGGUGCUGCUGCUGCGGGGACAGCAGGCGGCGUGGCAGCGGGAGGUGACCUUGGAGCCGGGGAUGGCACCGCAGUGCCACCAACUGGCUGCGUACCUGAGGGACGAAGGGGACUUCAGGGACAAACUGAGCCCCAUCGUCACCAGCCUCAGCCUGGCGCUGCCGCCCCCAGACCCCGAAGGCCUGGGCCUGGUGCUCUAUGGGGACACCCACGUGCAGGCGCAGACCCACAUCAUCCUGGAGGACUGCGGUGAUGACAACGUCUGCGUCCCCGACCUGCGCCUCUCUGCCCACACGCCGGACGCACGGCUGCGGAUCGGCGAUGACAACGCGGUGACACUGCGGGUCAGGGCCACCAACGUGGGGGAGGGGGCUUUCGAGGCCGAGCUGUGGGUGCAGCUCCCGGAUGGCAGCUUCUACCAGCGGGCGCUGAGUGACACACAGGAGAAGCUGAGCUGCAACCCCAGGAAGGAGAACGGAACCCACGCGGUGGUGUGCGACAUGGGCAACCCCAUGAAGGCGGGCACACAGAUCGCUGUGGCCGUGGAGCUGAGUGUCACCGGGUUGGAGGACGCGGGCGAUGCCAUCACCUUCCACCUGCAGCUCAGGAGCAAGAACAGCCCCAGCGUCACCGCGGCCGUGACCAUCCCUGUGGAAGCGCACGCGGAGAUGGAGCUGAGGGGCAUGUCCCUGCCUGCCACCACCGUGCUGCCCAUGGAGUGGCAGCGGGCUGGGGACAGCCGCCAGCCGGAGGACCAUGGUGUGCGCGUGGAGCACGUCUACCAGCUGCACAAUAAGGGCCCGGCCACCGUCACCAACGUCACCCUGAGCCUCCACGUCCCCGUCGCCGCGGGCGGCCAAAUGCUGCUGUACCUCCUGGAGCUGGGCACCGAGGGUGGCAUCACCUGCGUGCCACCACCAGACCUCAACCCCAUGCAGCUGGAGGUGGCCCAAGGCCCGGAUGUGGGGCAGAGCAACGGGACGAGGCGACGGGAGCGCAGGGAUGUGGGGGACGAGGAGGAGAGCAUCAGUGUGGACUGUGGCAAUGCCACCUGUGCAGAGGUGUGGUGCCAUUCAGGCAGCAUGGCGCAGGGGCAGCGCGUGUUGGUGGCCGUCCACGCGCUGCUCUGGAUGGAAGCCCUGCAGCAGGACGGCCACCCCCAGCACCUCUCCAUCCGCUCCUGGGCCUCCUUCAACACCUCAGCCAUGCCGUACCACGUCCAGCCCCACGUGCUGCCCCACGGCACCGCCACGGCUGUCACCGAGGUGCUGCGCUCCCGGCCCGCUGCCGUCCCGGUGUGGUGGGUGGUGCUGGGGGUGCUGGCGGGGCUCCUCCUGCUCGCCCUCCUCGUCCUCCUGAUGGGGAUGAUGGGGUUCUUCAAGAGGACGCGGCCGCCGGCGGAGGGGGACACUGGGGAGGGGGCAGCAGAACAGGGACAGGGACAGGGCACGGAGAUGGGGGCCGGCCAGGGGUAGGGGAGGGGACACCGUGUCCUGCCCCCCCCCAUGUCCCCCAUGUCCCAUCCCCCAUGUCCCCAACAUCUAUGGGUUCCCAAUGUCCCAAGCACCCUACACCUGCCCCAAU
This is a messenger RNA of Lagopus muta (rock ptarmigan), 3293 nucleotides long. It is a transcript of the gene ITGA2B, whose product is annotated as integrin subunit alpha 2b. Gene Ontology annotation, molecular function: integrin binding. Gene Ontology annotation, biological process: cell-matrix adhesion; cell-cell adhesion; integrin-mediated signaling pathway. The record is from RefSeq and is a predicted model, not a curated record. Lineage: Eukaryota; Metazoa; Chordata; Aves; Galliformes; Phasianidae. Gene Ontology annotation, cellular component: external side of plasma membrane; integrin complex.